Messenger RNA from Coniophora puteana RWD-64-598 SS2, 1145 nucleotides. RefSeq lists its product as uncharacterized. NCBI's taxonomy places the organism in Eukaryota, Fungi, Basidiomycota, Agaricomycetes, Boletales, Coniophoraceae. The transcript has 2 exons. The coding region runs from base 8 to 715 and encodes 235 amino acids. The record is from RefSeq and is a predicted model, not a curated record.
CCACAAGAUGGCAGAAGUGACUGUACUCGUCAGCCCCACGUCGAUGCGUCCCCGCUCACCCGCCCUGGGUUUCAACCUCGCCUUUGGCCGUCAGAGUCAAAAUGACCUCACUGCCUGCAAGCCCGUCAUGGUCACCCUUGAAAGACCUCCACCAGACCUGCCCGCCCCAAAACCCACUCUGUCUGUCGCCGUUCCAGCACCAGGAGAAUCCGAACCAGACGGAACCAGCACCAGCUUUCCCUCGUCUGCGCCCUCUUCACCUGUAGCACGCAGCCGCGCUCCCAAGUACGAUCAUAACCUCUUGUCUCCCCCAAGGAACACUUGGAAGAGACCGGCUUCCCCUCCCAAGAGACCCUUGUCUGCACCACCCACAAGGACUACUUUUGACGCUAUCGAGCAGAGCGUGAUCGAAGUUCCCAAGGUCGCCGCACCAAGGCCCAUUUUCAAUCGCAGGGCGUUCACCACUUCGUGGACUGCCAGUACCAAAGGCCAAGUUUCCAGGCCGCCCCUCCGUCCUACUACUUUCUGGCGUAACACAAAACGUUCCGGCGUUACCAGCGCGUCCUACUCCCCAUCUUCCUACAUCAUCCGCCGCUCCACCUUCAUCGCCGCAGGCCUCGACCUUGACAAGCCCACCGCAGAUCUCUCAGCCCUCUGCGUCGAGUCCCGUGUCGGUCUCAUCGUCCUCGGUCCCCAACACUCAGGUUUCCAGUAGGCCCAGUAUGAUCAUCAACGCGACCCGUAGUGGUGCGCCCACAGACCCUUACUUUACCCCUGCACCCACACCCACAUCCACCAUGAAUCUAAAUUAUCAUCACUAUGCGCGUCAAGCAACCAGCCAACCUCCGAGCACGGACACACCCUCGGACUACUGGUGGCCAUACCCGCCUUGGGGCGCUUCUUCCACUCCUCCCGCUUCUACCCUCGCGGCCGGAGUGGGAACUGAUAUGACUACACCUAUACCCAUCACGACCAACCCGGAUUCCACUCCCACUCUUACUUCCAUCAUGAAUACCAAUCUUGCAGCAUAUACCCAACCCAAUACCAUUUCCAUUUCUAAUGCAUAUACCACAUCAUCUGCCCCCGCCUCCGCCUCCCCGUCCCUCGACCCGGCCUCCCAAAACCAAAACACCAGCAACACCCCC